AUGGCUAGAGAAAUCACUGACAUUAAGGAGUUCUUGCAAUUGACUAGAAGGGCUGGUGUUUCAGCUGCUACCAUCAAGGUCAACAAGAAGUUGAACAAGAACGGUAAGCCUUUCAGACAAACCAAGUUCAAGGUUAGAGGUUCUAAGAACUUAUACACUUUGAUUGUCAACGAUGCUGGCAAGGCCAAGAAGUUGAUUCAAUCUUUGCCACCAACUUUGAUCGUUAACAAGUUGUAA
Eremothecium sinecaudum is the source of this 237-nucleotide messenger RNA. RefSeq names its product 60S ribosomal protein eL38 (gene RPL38). Gene Ontology annotation, cellular component: cytosolic large ribosomal subunit; ribosome. The transcript has a single exon. NCBI's taxonomy places the organism in Eukaryota, Fungi, Ascomycota, Saccharomycetes, Saccharomycetales, Saccharomycetaceae. Gene Ontology annotation, molecular function: structural constituent of ribosome. Gene Ontology annotation, biological process: protein-RNA complex assembly; translation. The record is from RefSeq and is a predicted model, not a curated record. The coding region runs from base 1 to 237 and encodes 78 amino acids.